UUUCAGGAGAAGUCUCAAACUUCGGCUCGCAUUUGCGACUUGUUACUUUGAUGGAAAAAGGAUAUUGCGAUAAUGACAGCGGUAGAAAUGCUGCUGUAAACGACUCUCUAGGAGGUGACCGCUACGUGCCUCCGCAUCGGCGUAAUCGCGGCGGGGGCACUAGCGAUGCGCCGCCUCAGCCGCAGCAGCGCUACGAUGACAACGAUCAUUCGUUUGGAGGCGGUGGAAGCAGAAUGGGAGGAGGAUAUCGUGACGGAGGAGGACGUCGCGGAAACUACGGUGGCAGAGAUUCCUUCGACAGAAAUGAUCGAGGCGGCGGCGAAGGUCGUUAUGAUCAUGAUCGCGGCUACUCGGGACGCAACAGUGGGCGUUUUUCUGAUCGUGGUCAAAGAAAUGGUGGUGGCUAUGGUCAUGAUGACUAUCAGGGGGGUGGUGGACGCGGAUCCAAUCAGAGAUCGUUCGACUCGCAGCCAAGGGAGAUGCGCAGAGAUAAUGGCGAUCGCGAAGAGGGCAAAAAUAGCCGUUGGGCAGGCCUGCGCGAAGAUGGACCCCCGUCUACUCGUUGGGAGCGCCAGCAACCACGAGAUGAGCGCUUAGAGGCGGAACUAUUUGCCGGCCAGUUGUCCGGAAUAAAUUUCGACAAAUACGAGGAAAUUCCCGUAGAAGCUACCGGAGAUGAUGUGCCUCAGCCAAUCUCGCUAUUCUCUGACUUGAAGCUCCAUCCUUGGAUUGAGGAGAACAUUCAAAAAUCCGGCUAUAAUCGCCCCACUCCAGUACAAAAGUACUCAAUUCCUGCGCUAAUGUCUGGACGCGAUCUUAUGUCCUGCGCACAGACGGGAUCUGGCAAAACGGCUGCUUUCCUAGUUCCCUUGAUCAAUGCAAUUCUGCAAGAUGGACCCGGAGCGCAACAUCCUCCAACCAUGUCUCAUCACGGUCGUAAGAAGCAGUACCCAUCUGCGUUAGUGCUCUCACCUACGAGAGAACUCUCAUUGCAAAUUUACAAUGAAUCGCGGAAGUUUGGCUACCGCACACCAAUUACUUCAGCAUUGCUUUAUGGUGGCAGAGAGAACUAUAGAGACCAAAUCAACAAAUUACGUCUUGGAUGUCAUAUACUUAUUGCUACGCCGGGACGGUUGAUCGAUGUAAUGGAGCAGGAGUACAUUGGUUUGAGAGGCUGUCGCUAUCUUGUUCUCGACGAAGCCGAUCGCAUGCUUGAUAUGGGUUUCGAACCGCAGAUUCGUCAGAUUGUUGAUCUGUCAACGAUGCCUGGUAGAGGUGAACGUGUGACUGCGAUGUUUUCCGCGACAUUCCCCAAGGAGAUCCAGGUACUCGCACAAGAUUUUCUUAUGCCUAACUACGUGUUCUUGGCUGUUGGCAGAGUUGGAUCAACUUCAGAAAACAUAAUGCAAAAGGUCGUUUGGGUUGAAGAGCAUGAGAAACGUUCAUAUCUUAUGGAUCUGUUGGAUGCCGGAGGCGAAAAUUCGCUUACGCUGGUAUUUGUCGAAACAAAGCGUGGAGCUUCCGAUCUCUCGUACUAUCUGCAAAAUGCUGGUUAUGAAGUGGUAGCAAUCCAUGGUGAUCUUAAACAGUUUGAAAGGGAAAAACAUUUGGAUUCUUUCAGGUCUGGAGCUACCCCAGUAUUGGUGGCGACAGCAGUUGCAGCUCGCGGUCUCGAUAUUCCAAAUGUCAAACAUGUGAUAAAUUAUGAUCUACCUUCUGAGAUAGAUGAGUAUGUGCACCGUAUCGGUCGCACGGGACGUGUUGGAAACAUAGGUCUUGCGACAUCUUUCUUUAAUGAAAAGAACAGAAACAUUGCGAGAGAUUUGAUGGACCUCAUCGUUGAAGCAAACCAGGAACUACCAGAUUGGCUAGAACGUGUUGCUGGCGAUGUAGCACGCUAUGGCACCCGCAGCGGUGGAGGCCGUGGUGGUCGUGGUAGUGGAGGAAACAAAUUCGGAGGUCGCGAUCACCGUCUUCAAUACAGCGGCAGUGGUCAAGGCUCUGGUGGUUUCGGUGGUCAACGGGGCUACCAGAACAGUAGUGGUGGCGGUGGCGGCGGUGGUGGUGGCGGCGGAUUCGGUGGCGGCUUCGGCGGUUCAACUCAACGUCAAAGUAAUCGUGCUCCUCCACAAGAGGAUUGGUUUGGCAACUAAUCAGGUGCUGUCAGUUCCCGCUACUAAUUGUAAUUGUCUAAUUUAUAUCCUCGUCAUUUGUUUGUGUUGUAUCUUCUGAACUUCCUCACGUACAAUAAUUAGCUAGCUACUCUUCCUGCGUUCUCCACUCCGUCGUUCGUUCUGUGUGUGUUGUCAUGAAGAGGCCCGUGUUCGGUGGGCGGUACGCGUCGCGUUUUAUGGGACGAGCUAAUGUCUCUUCUCCGUUCGGUUAUUCUGAGUUCGGUGUGCUCGGCUCAAGAAGCUCUUUCGUCUGUCUCCUCCACCAACAGUGUGGCCAGUGAGGCACGUUGGCGCUUUGUCGACUCUCGACCGUCUAUGUGAAUGACUCCCUGUUUCUGCUGUUAUUCGUUCUCCCAUUUCAUGGUGUGCUAUGGAUUCGGCUGGCUCCCUGAUACCGAUAACAACUUGGCUAUUAAUUCAAUUUUUUGGUUGUUAGAUUCUCUUUCUGUUUGUAUCUCCAACAUGCUUCAAUCAUUCUUAUCAUUGUAACUGUUAUUAUGAUGCUUAUUUCCUGUCAUCUGACAAGCGAGUUUGUUAAAAAUUAGCCAUUUGUUUAUCUUUGCGCGACGCGUUUUGAUCCCAUUGACGACGGGUCUUCUUGUGUAAUUCUUAUUGAACAUUCUCUUGAUUGAAUAUUGUGGUUUUUUUGUAGACAUGAUAAUAAAGUAUCUGUUACUUGCGGAA
Cylicocyclus nassatus is the source of this 2858-nucleotide messenger RNA. The record is from the annotation of a GenBank genome assembly. NCBI's taxonomy places the organism in Eukaryota, Metazoa, Nematoda, Chromadorea, Rhabditida, Strongylidae.